UGUAGUAUAUAUGUUUUACUAGAAUUAGACAUUCAAUUCCACAUUACCAGUUAUCUGCAGAAAAUGGCUAAGAUGCAUCUCAUUCUCCUUCAUGUCAUCGCUCUUUUGCUAACUUUACGACUACGUUGUGAUGCGAAAGUGAUGAUGGAGUACAUCGGAGCCACAGGAGUUCCAGUAACAUUUGAUGAUGUUCCGAUAGACGAUGGCAUUGAUUUCCACUUCAUACUUAGCUUCGCCAUCGAUGCUGAUCCGUCAGGCAAUGCACAAAACGGCAUCUUCUCGCCGUAUUGGGAAUCAACUCUAACCCCUCAGUCUGUCCAAGCCAUUAAAUCAGCCCAUCCAAACGUAAAAGCCCUUGCUAGCCUCUCCGGUUGGAGCAUUGGAUCAAAAGUCCUGCGUUGGUACACCCCAGACGACACUCAACUUUGGAUCACCAACGCCUUCACAUCCUUAAAAUCUCUCGUCACAACGUACUAUCUCGAUGGCAUUGACAUAGACUACGAAAAUUUUCCAAAGAAUAAUGCAAGUUUUGCCUACUGUAUUGGUGAGCUCAUAACCUACUUGAAGAACCAAAGUGUCAUUUCUGUCGCCACAAUUGCACCAUAUCAUCUCACUGUAUUGCCAUAUAUUGAGCUGUUUGAUAACUACGGUGAUGUUAUUGAUUAUGUCAACCACCAAUUUUAUACCGAUAAGGUGAGAACUCCGAAAGGAUAUUUGAAGGCUUUUGAACUGAGGUCUCAGCAGUUCGAUAAAGAUAAGUUGUUGCCUAGUUAUGAAGUGGAAGGAAGAGGAAUUCAAGGGGAUAUUUUUUUUGAUGCUUUGACACUUUUGGAGGAUAAUGGUUUUGCAGUGAACGGGAUUAUGAUCUUCUCGGCUGAUGCUUCGAGCUCGGAUGACUACCAUUACGAAAGAGCCUCACAAGCUUUCUUGCUCAACUCUACUAGUACCUGAUAAUUAUUUUUUUCUUCCGACUCAUAUGUAAACGAAUGGUUGGGACGGGUUUAUCGUGAUCAGAUUUUUACUUUGGUUUCUUUUAAUUUUUAUGUAAACAAACAGGUGCAUGGAC
Messenger RNA from Daucus carota subsp. sativus, 1066 nucleotides. Its product is annotated as chitinase 2-like. Gene Ontology annotation, biological process: carbohydrate metabolic process. The coding region runs from base 64 to 951 and encodes 295 amino acids. The transcript is spliced from 2 exons. The record is from RefSeq and is a predicted model, not a curated record. Gene Ontology annotation, molecular function: hydrolase activity, hydrolyzing O-glycosyl compounds. NCBI's taxonomy places the organism in Eukaryota, Viridiplantae, Streptophyta, Magnoliopsida, Apiales, Apiaceae.